CAUAAUUCUUUUUUGUUUGAUAGAAAAUUCCAUACUCCAUAGCAUAAUUGUAGCAUCACCUCACAAACAACACAAACAUUGUUAACCUCUCUCUCGUUCCUCCUAAUUCGCCAAUUCCAAACCAAUCAUUUCCAUUUUCGCUCUUUCUCUCUUCUCAAUUUUGUUUCUCCUAACACACACUUUCUCUCUGUCAUUCUUUUCUCCACCGCGAGAAAAACAAUAACCUUGUUUCUGUGGCGGGAACGAGGUUUGUUUGACCGUUACUCGUAAACAACAACUCUGUGCCUUUUUGGAGACAUGGAGGAGAUUUCAGACGUGUCACCAAAAAACUCUGGAAUUGUUGUUUCAGAUGUUGUAGUAUCACCAAAAAACUCUGAUGUUGUUGUUGUUUCAGAUGAAUCAUCACCGAAGAACACUAAUAAUGAUGUUUCACCGAAAAAGUCUAGUGUUUCAGAUGUGUCACCGAAGAAAUCUAUAGUGGAAAAAGUGUUUGGAGGAUCUAAUCAAGGAAGCAGUAGCUUUAAGGGUCAGAGUUCAAAAGAUGGAGACAACGAAGAAGGUGGCAUGGAACUCAUGGAAAUUGGUGGACAAAGAACUAAAAAUGUUUUGAUUCUUAUGAGUGAUACUGGUGGUGGACAUAGAGCUUCUGCUGAAGCUAUUCGUGAUGCCUUUCAAAUUGAAUUUGGUGAUGAAUACAGGAUAUUUGUUAAAGAUGUUUGGAAGGAGUAUACAGGGUGGCCAUUGAAUGAUAUGGAAGGUCAAUAUAAAUUCAUGGUUAAGCAUGUUCAGUUAUGGAAGGUGGCUUUUCACAGCACAUCUCCUAAAUGGAUUCAUUCUGUGUAUUUGGCUGCUAUAGCUGCAUACUACGCCAGAGAGGUGGAAGCAGGGUUGAUGGAGUACAAGCCAGAUAUUAUCAUAAGUGUUCAUCCGUUGAUGCAACAUAUUCCACUUUGGGUUUUGAAGUGGCAAGGUUUGGAAAAGAAAGUUAUUUUUGUCACUGUCAUCACAGACCUUAGUACCUGCCAUCCUACUUGGUUUCAUCCUUGGGUGAAUAGAUGUUACUGCUCUUCAAAAGAAGUGGCCAAAAAAGCCUUACAAGAGGGACUUGAGGAAUCUCAAACCCGAAUUUACGGCUUGCCUAUUAGGCCUUCUUUCGCUCGUGCAGUUCUCGUUAAAGAUCAAUUAAGAGAAGAACUUGAGAUGGAUCCUGACUUGCCAGCAGUUUUGCUGAUGGGAGGUGGGGAAGGAAUGGGUCCUGUUAAGAAAACUGCAAGGGCUCUUGCAGAAUCACUUUAUGAUAAAGAAGCUGAGAAACCAAUAGGGCAGAUUGUAGUCAUAUGCGGUCGCAAUAAGAACUUAGUAGCGGCUGUUGAAGCUCUUGAAUGGAAAAUUCCUGUUAAGGUUAGAGGAUUUGAGACCCAAAUGGCCAAAUGGAUGGGAGCAUGUGACUGCAUCAUAACAAAAGCUGGACCAGGUACAAUUGCAGAAGCAUUGAUUAGAGGUCUUCCUAUAAUUCUCAAUGACUAUAUCCCUGGACAGGAAAAGGGUAAUGUGCCUUAUGUGGUAAACAAUGGUGCCGGUGUGUUCACACGUAGUCCUAAAGAAACAGCAAAAAUUGUGAAGGAAUGGUUCAGCACAAAACAAGAUGAUCUGAAGAAAAUGUCAGAGUGUGCACUUAAAAUAGCGAACCCAGAAGCCGUGUUUAACAUUGUGAGGGACAUUCAUGAACUUGCUCAGCAACGCGAGCCAUCAGCUUUUCCUUACAUGUUGACCUCAUCAUUUACUAGCAUAAUCUAAUUGAUUGAUUAUAUUUAUCUGUUCAUCUUUCUUCACAACCUUAGCUUCUUUUUUUGAUAUAUUAUUUCCCAUUAGAAUUGACAUGUACAGUUAAUUCUUCAAGUUACACCAUUCUUUAUCUUAGUGGCUUGGUUUUGCUAUCAUAAGCUAAAUAUUUUGUAAACAAGCUGUGGUUUUAGCAGACUUGGAAUUUGUUUAGGAUGUUUGUCUUGUCUGUAACUGUGACAUGGUUUAACAUUCUACUGUGCAUAUCAGUCUAGUGGUUUUUCUUCUAUUCUUUCUUUCUUUCUUUCUUUCUUUCUUUCUUUUGCUAUGUAAAUUCUUAGCUUCAAAACUAAAGUAGCUUAUUGUUAUAAGGUUGCUUAAA
Molecule: messenger RNA, 2164 nt
Organism: Cicer arietinum (chickpea)
Lineage: Eukaryota; Viridiplantae; Streptophyta; Magnoliopsida; Fabales; Fabaceae
Product: monogalactosyldiacylglycerol synthase 2, chloroplastic-like
Biological process (GO): glycolipid biosynthetic process
Molecular function (GO): hexosyltransferase activity
Source: RefSeq, a predicted model, not a curated record